AUGGCCCUCAAUCGCGUCGUGUCGCGUGGCCCCGGCCACAUCGCGCUUGACGACUCCCACAUCCAUCAUGGCCCGUCCAGCGACGUCAUUGCCGAUGGACGCGUCAAGGUGCAGUUCCACGACAACCCGGAAGCGCUGGCGAUAUGGUGCGAUCGCUUCCGAGGCUCCUUUGCUGGCGAGCUUCCGAGCCUGGAACACCUGGAACCGCCCAAGCCGAGGAGGACGAAGAGCUUCGAGGUCCUUGCAGACGUGGAGAAGCCUGCAACAGGACCGCGUCUCAAUAUCGCCAUCCACAUCGUCGGCUCACGAGGCGAUGUUCAACCAUUUAUUCCUAUCGCUCAACUGCUCAUGAAACCGCCAUACGGCCAUCGUGUGCGCAUCUGCACCCAUCCCGUCUUCAAGGACUUUGUCGAGGCUCAAGGAGUUGAGUUUUUCAGCAUCGGUGGCGACCCUGAGGCUCUCAUGGCCUACAUGGUCAAGAAUCCCGGACUCCUGCCAAGCCGAGAAAGUCUCAGAGGCGGUGAUGUGGGAAAGAGGAGGAGAGAAAUGUCGGAGAUCAUCAAUGGAGCUUGGCGAAGUUGCAUCGAGGCGGGCGAUGGAAUGGGAGAGCGGGUGACAGCUGCAGACGUGAAAAACGCCGAUGAUCUCUUCAUCGCUGAUGCUAUAAUAGCAAACCCACCGUCGAUGGCACAUAUCCAUUGUGCCGAGAAGCUGGGCAUUCCGCUACAUAUGGUCUUCACAAUGCCGUGGUCACCAACCAAGGCGUUUCCUCAUCCCUUGGCUGCUAUGAGCUAUGGCGAGGCCGAUAAGAGCACAGCGAAUUACCUCUCUUUCAUGAUGAUGGAGCUUUUGACUUGGCAAGGCUUGGGAGACUUGAUCAACAAGUUCCGCGCUCAAACAUUACAUCUUGAUCCCGUCAGUCCGAUGUGGGGAUUUCAACUUCUGCCCAGGCUCCGAGUCCCUUACAGCUAUCUUUGGUCAGAGUCUUUGAUACCGAAACCAACAGACUGGGAAUCUCACCUCAACAUCACUGGGUUUUCUUUCUUGCCUUUGGCUAAUUCAUACACGCCUCCACAGGACUUGAUCGAUUUUCUGAACGGUGGACCUGCCCCAAUCUAUAUCGGAUUUGGAUCUAUUGUCGUUGAUGAUCCGCAAGCGCUCACACGGAUGAUAUUCCAAGCCAUCAAGAUUGCUGGCGUUCGGGCCAUCGUAUCCAAGGGCUGGGGAGGUGUUGGUGCCGGGGAUGUCCCUGAAAACGUGUACCUCAUCGGGAACUGUCCUCACGAUUGGCUUUUCAAACGCGUUUCUGCUGUCGUCCAUCAUGGUGGUGCUGGUACCACAGCUGCCGGCAUCGCGGCCGGUCGACCGACUGUGAUAGUACCAUUCUUCGGCGACCAGCCGUUUUGGGGUCAGAUGAUGGCACGGGCCGGAGCCGGGCCGACGUCUGUACCCUUCAAGGACUUGACAGCUGAGAUCCUGGCAGAGAGCAUCACCUUUGCACUCAAGCCAGAGGUCCAAGAGGUAGCCAUGGAGAUGGCGUUGAAUAUCGAGGAAGAAGACGGAGCAGGGUACGCAGCCAUGGACAUUCAAGACCGCCUGGAGGUGGAUAACAUGCGCUGCGAUAUAUGCCCCGAACGAUUGGCCACCUGGCUCCAUCGGCACUCAGGAGCCCAUCUGAGCGGUUUCGCAGUCUCUUGCCUAGUCGAUAAGGGACUGAUUAUGCCGGACGAUAUCAAACCUCUUCGCCAUAAACACUGGUACGUCGAUGAGGGUGCUGAGCAUCCCGUCAUUGGUGCCAUAGCUGCCGCUUCAGGCUUUGUCUCAGCUGUUGGUACUGCCACUUCCGACUACUCAAAGCGUUUGAAGGCACCAACUCCGGUAAGGCCAAGGCGGCGCAGUUCUGUAGGAGGCAGAAAUCUUCCACUCCCAGAAGACAUGGAAACCCACAUUGGCAUCCUAGGGGACGUUGUUGGACCAGAUGCUAUGACGCCAACCGACAUGAGGGUCGUUGCACAGAAGAUGGCUACAAAAUCACUUUGCACUGCCUACCCAUCUGCCGCCAUUGUCAGACCAGCAGCUUCUAUCCAUGAGAAACACAAGAAAGCCUGGAAGUCUCACGAACAAGGGCGAUACGGGCGUGCCUACUACCUUACACGUGUCACGGGGAGGUAUGCUUGCGACCUCGCCAAGGCUACCGCCAAGGCUCCCGUGGCAUUCUUCUACAACGUCGCCAAUGGGUUCCACAACGUCCCGUCAUACGGGUGGGCCGGUGUGGACGUACGCCGGCGUGACGAAAUCACAGGCUUGGGCAGCGGGAUCAAGACAGCUGGCAAGGAGUUCUCCUUGGGGACCUGGGAUGCCUUUAGUGGGCUCGUACAAAAGCCCUAUGAGGAUUCAAAACAGAAGGGUAUCAAAGGUUUGGGCAGGGGAAUAGUCCGUGGUGGACUCGGAUUCUUCAGUAACCUGGGCUCAGCGUUUUUUGGACUCCCAGGUUACACACUGAAGGGCCUUGAGAAAGAACUCCAUAAGCAUCAUUUGACGAAGCUCAAGGCAGAGAUCUUGUUGAUUCGGUUGAGACAAGGCAUUAAUGAUUGGAGAAAGGCUACCCCCGAACAAAAGACCGAAGUUGUACGACGAUGGAAGGCUUUGGGAUUGGCUCACUGA
Molecule: messenger RNA, 2664 nt
Organism: Fusarium keratoplasticum
Lineage: Eukaryota; Fungi; Ascomycota; Sordariomycetes; Hypocreales; Nectriaceae
Product: Glyco-transf-28 domain-containing protein
Exons: 3
Coding region: 1-2664 (887 amino acids)
Biological process (GO): carbohydrate metabolic process
Molecular function (GO): UDP-glycosyltransferase activity; hexosyltransferase activity
Source: RefSeq, a predicted model, not a curated record